Molecule: messenger RNA, 4556 nt
Organism: Pelmatolapia mariae (spotted tilapia)
Lineage: Eukaryota; Metazoa; Chordata; Actinopteri; Cichliformes; Cichlidae
Gene: cdc42ep4b
Product: CDC42 effector protein (Rho GTPase binding) 4b
Exons: 2
Coding region: 450-1454 (334 amino acids)
Biological process (GO): positive regulation of actin filament polymerization; positive regulation of pseudopodium assembly; regulation of cell shape
Cellular component (GO): membrane; cytoplasm
Molecular function (GO): small GTPase binding
Source: RefSeq, a predicted model, not a curated record
GAUGACGAGCGACGACUUUUAGUCAUCUUUGGGUUGUAGUCAGUGUGUUGAGUGUAGUUUCCAGAAUACUCUGUGGGGUCAGAGGAAGAGGCGUAGGUUGAAGUAAAGCCAACGGAGUGAAAUCUGCAUCUCAUUUGAAUGUCAUCUGCUUCUGGACAAUCAGAGCCUGGCAGUUUCAUCGAGCUCCUCGGUGUCCCAUAUGGAGCCAAAACAAUGAGCUCUCUCGCGUCCUCUGUGUCCUCCAUCAGCCUGAGGAAGACUGGGAAGUACAUGGACAAACAAUGGCUUUUUCAACCAAGGACCAGAAUGGCUCUACUCAAACACCUGAAGUUAUAUGUGCUUUGACAACAUCCCUUACAAUUGCUAAAAACUUUGAAAGGAACUCUCCUGACCACCUUCAGAUCCUAAUUUUAAUUUUACCUGUGGAUCAUAACUAAAAGACUGCCAUCAUGCCCAUUCUUAAGCAACUGGUCAGCAACUCCAAUCAGUCAAAGCGGAGGUCUCGGGCUGACCUGACCGCAGAGAUGAUCAGUGCUCCGCUGGGGGACUUCCGUCACACCAUGCACGUGGGCCGAGGGGGCGAUGCCUUUGGGGACACCUCAUUUCUCAGCACCCGUUCAGGAGAACCUCCCAGGGAGCCAGACAAAAAACAAGGCUCACCAAGUUCCAAGCCCGGGCUUCUGUCCCGUACCUUCAGAAACAGCAAGCGAUCUCAGUCUGUAAAUCGGGCGGACAAGUGUGAGUACAACGCGAUGGCACCUUCUGCCGGCUCCUCCCAGUUUGUUAAGACCGCCAUAUCCCUGCCGUACCUGAACGACGAGGGUACUAACAGAGGUAUCCAACUGCCAAAGAGCGUUUCCUCAAGCCCAAUGAAGAAGGUGAAUGAGAUCGAAAGCAAGCCGUUAAAUGGAGCAGCAGCUAUGGCGGCCCUUGAUCCAGAGCUUGAGGAACGGGAUUUUGGCGAACCUACAGAUUUGCCUCCAUCCAUGCCUAAGGGAGGUGGGAUGAAGCACGCAGAGUCUAUAAUGUCCUUCCACAUUGACCUGGGCCCUUCGAUGCUCGGGGACAUCUUGAGCGUGAUGGAAAAGAAAGGUUGGGAGGAGGAUGACCUUGGCUACGAGGAAGGCAAGGGAAGCGAGGGCCAUGCUUCGCCGUCCCUCAUUCCCCACAUAGAUGAUGACGAUGCAGAGGAGCGAGCCCCUGCAAGGCCUCCUCGCAGCAUGUACCAGCAAAAAGCCAUGGUGGAUCCCUACACCCCUGAGCUACAAACCAAGAACAACCACCACAAUAUGGAUAGCUGCUCUGUGUCCAGCUCUGGUUCUGAGGAGAAACCUAACUACCGCCUCCAUGACGGUGACACGGACAGUGCAAAGUACAGUUCCCCACGUGGGGGAGAAGGAGAGAGAGAUUUCACCUUCAUGGACGAGGAUGAUGACGAUGAGAUUAGAGUUUAGACUUUAGCUGCCACGAACAGUUGAAAAGGACACUAAACAUGAUAAAUAAGGCUUUUUCACCAUGCUGUAGCUAGGUGGGCUAAAUGCACACUAGAGUGCAGACUGACUGGCUCACAAAGUGGCCCUUUUUGAAGUGUUUGGGUUUACUCAUAUUACUGGUAAAGUCUCAGUUUUCCCAAAAAAGUAUUGUUUACCACAUUUAAACCCUUAACCAAGAAGAAGCAAUUGCAAACCAUUAGUAAAUAAUAUCACAGACAUAUCAUUUUAAGAAGAGAGAAGAGAUGACAGUGAGAUUGGGUAAUGUGGAUGUGUGGUAUGGAUUCUGUGGAAGGAUGUAGGGAAAGGAUGAGGAGUGAAACCCAGAUGGCGUUAGAAUCCCAGUGUGUGUGAGUGAAUAUGGGGUUUUAUUUUCCAAUGACACUAUUUUGGCAUAGACACUAAACAGAAAAAGUUAUGCCUUUUUAAGAGUUUAACAGUUGAUUUAUGCUAUUUUCUACUUUAUUGUAUCUGCAGUAUCUGGGAGUUAGUAUACGGCAGCCUGCUGCUGUUUUGAGUUGGGUAGAUUAUUAUUUUGUUUCCGUUUUUCAUUGGGAAUAUCUGCAUUCUUUAAAUUUACAGACAGCUGUAAUAUUUAUUAAUUUGUUGUCAUAAGGGACGGAUCAUUCUUAAUGUGCACUCCUUAGUCUUAAAAUUGUGUUGUUGUUUUUUCCAGAUAUCAUAAUUUCUUAAGGAUACUAAAGACAGAACCAUCAUCUUUGUUAGAGGUUGGCUGAAUUGCACUUAAAUACUGGCCUUAAGUAGGCAAUAAAUUGUCUUAAAUCACUCCUGAUCCCAUGUUCAUUACAGGGAAAUGUCUUUUACAAAAUCAGAGUUGGUGAAAGAUUUUUUUUAAUACAGAAAAACUGUGAAUUGUCAAAAAGAGGCCUUUUGUAAGUGUUAUGUGUCUUGUACUUUUUAAAAAAAAAAAAGCAAGACGGGAAUUGUGAUUGUGGUAAAAUAUGUGUGUCUGUCAUCCCUCUCAUUCCGCUUCUUAGCUGAAGUAGGAUUAGCAGGUCAGUGGAAAGAUGUAAGACAUUUGUGAAGGGAGUUGCCACCAUAUAAUUACAUUUAAACAUUUAUGCUUCUGUCAAAAGCAUUCCCUCUCUCUGUACAUGUGUCCAGGCUUGUCUCUAAGAGCAGAGAAAGGAUGUAGCAUAUUUAAAGUGUUAUUAGAGGACUGCCACUUAACAGAUGGGCAUCAGGUAUGUCUCUGAGCAGUGAGAAGGAUAUUUACUUCCCAAAGUGGACCCGAAGGUGAUAAUACUCAACUCCUUUACCCAACCAGAAUCACAUAGUAGGAACAGAUGAUUAAAUCAACCAAUCAUCUGGCCUCUCCCAGUCUACUCAUUAAAUGUGCGAGAAUAUUGGCCCCCGACCAGCUGGAACUGCUCCAGAAACAGAUAGGUGGGCUCUUUUCCUUUGGCUUUUUUGUGUUUAGUUGGUUUCACUCGGUAGGCUACUCCAGAUUACUUUCAGCUAUAAAUUACACAGAAAGAGUGCGUACUUUACUUUCUUGUAUCCAUGAUUAAUGUCUGACCUUUUUCUAUUAUUCCGUGUUUUUAAAAAAAACUAAUUGCCACAUUUGACAAAUGUUAGCUUGGAAUUUCCUGUUGUGGCACUGAUGCAGGGUUGUGUAUAUAGAAUCAGGAUGCUGUGCCAUUCUGUUCUGGGUUGUUGUAAUGUUUUGGAACACUAUGUGCCCGUACAGAUUGCAAGACGUUCUGAAACUGAAGGCGAUCCUGAGGAAAUUGCCAAGUAUGUUAACUAUAUUGUUGGAUAAGGUAUAGAAGUCCUGAGUGGGGGAAAAAAAGUGGGUGUCUGUUUUUCUUUUUUUUUAAUGCAUGAUCCAAAAUGUUUUCUUAUGCCAGGGUAUUUUAAAUUUAUUUUGUAGGAAGUUUGUUUUUGGGUUUCUAACAUAUUUUCACUCAGCCGAUUGGGGUGGAAAUAUAUUGGAAACAUUUAAUUGUAAUUUUUUACAUUGAUUUUCUUUUUUCAGUUACAUUCUGGUUGUAAUUGGUCAGUUUUUCAGCAUCAAAACUACUGGUUAGUUAAAUGAAAAGAAAUGUGGCCCUGGCAGAACUUUUCUUUUUCCUUACCUUUCUCUUCACCUGUCUCACAGAUGUGGGGGGAAAAAAUCACUCUGAAAGAUUACACAGACAACACCUUAAUUUUCAACUCCUCACUUGCCUCUCAGGGCUUCUGUAGUAAUGUUAGCAGCACAUUGGAUUUAGUUUUUUUCUACUUCUGUAUAGAUAUGCGUUAUAGACCUCUUUUUAUAUUUCAGUGUAUAUGGGCCAAAUCUUAGGAUGUCUUCUGUUGAUCAGUUUUGCAACAUAUAGUGUUUGGAUUGUUUGGGGUGAUGCAAUCCCUUUUGUUCAUCUCCAAGAGGUUUGCUGUUAUCUUUUGAUAAAAUAAUGUACAUAUAGGUAGUGCCAUCAGCGAUUACAGUAAACAAGCUUUGUUACCAGCAGUGUGACUAUGAGAUCCUACUAAGCAAACAGACAAAUAUUGGAUUUAACAUGAUAUGGUACAUAUGUGGUCAGAUUGUGUUUGCAUUGCAACAUUUUCACAGCUGUCUGCAACACCAGACAGUAUAUUGCUGUAGAUUUUGGAAGACAUAAAUAGAAAAUUGUGGAAAAGUACACAAAAUUAUGCUAAAAUACUUAAUGUAUUUUAGCAUAAUGAUCUUAACUUUCUGGCAUUUGUUGUGUUUCUCUGUGGGAAACUCCUAAGUAGGCCAGAAUAAACCAUGUAAAAGAAUUUGCAAACACACUCUGCCCCAGGUCUGCUUAGAAGUUUUUCAUUCCCUGACAGCAAUGGUGUGGGGAGCGAAAAAAAAAAAGGGAGAGAGAGAUAAGAACUGCGUAAAACAGCUGGCUCAAAGUUCAGCUAAAGAAUGUUUCCUUUUCCCCCCCACUGGCUUUAGUGAUAUGCCAAGUAUGUACUGUUUUCUUUCCCUGUUCCAUAUUCUGGUUUUACAGUAUAUUAAUAUAUUUAUCUUCACUUUUCUUUCUUUGAAAUAACUUCUAUAUUUUUCAAUAAAAGAGAAAGCUGAUAAUCUUU